GAGGCUGAGGCAAGAGGAUUGGUCAAGCCCAAGAGUUUCAGGUUGCUGUGAGCUGUGAUGCCACAGCACUCUACCCAGGACAACAGAGUUAGACUCCAUCUCAAAAAUAAAAAAAAGUCUUAUUGAUUAAGAGGCAUUAGCUGUUGGACAGGGUGGCUGCUAGAAACAACAUUAUGUGUGAAUUUUAAAAAGGCAUGCUCCCCCCAACCCCAGUAGAAGCAGCCCUUUUGGGUAGAGAAGGCUUGAUGGGCAGAAAGAAUGAAUGAAUGAAUGAAUGAAACAUGAGAGGUGCCUUGUUGGACCAGUGAUGAUGAUUUACCAUGCAGAAGGUGGAGAUCUGUUCAAAGGUCAACAAUACUCCCUAAUGGUGAGCAGCGUGUGGGCAGCUCUGGGGCUGUCCCUUACCUGCAUCUCAGCCCUCAGCCUCAUCUCCCCUGCGUGGUUCCAGACACACACCUUCUCCUUUGGUGUCCUCACCUACUGCUCUUCGCCUCAAGGUGACAGCUGGAACCAGAGCUGUGUGACCUUCAGGUCCCUCAAGGAUAUUCCUGACUUUGCUUGGAAGGUCUCAGCCGUGAUGCUUCUCGGAGGCUGGCUGCUAUUGGUCUUCAAUGCAAUUCUCCUCCUGUCCUGGGCCCUGGCCCCCAAAGGGCUGUGCCCAAGCAGGGUCAGUGGCCCAAUGCCAGGGGUGCAGGCAGUGGCAGGUAAAUACACUGGCACAUAUUUAAGUGCUGUAGACAUAUGGAAUGAAUGAGUGAAUGAAUGAAUGAGCCUAUGAACAGAGUCUGGACUUCUGGGUCAGACCUCAGAGAUAAAUCCGAGGAUUGUCAACUAUCUUGGUCCUGUAACAAGCCAGAAAUUGAGGGAAAGAAGAGAUGGCAUCCCUAAUGCCACCCAUUCAUGCCCUUACCCAACUCAGUCCUAAUAAUCUGUCCCCCUUGGGCCACCAUGGUUGGGCAGGCAUGUUGUGCACUACACAAAGAUGCACAUCCAAGAGCUCAGGAGAUGCUCAAGUCUUGGCCAUGCUGUACUUACUAAACUGUGAGCCUCAGGUGCUUUUCUCUAACUCACACAUAGCUUUCGGAUGCGGUGGCCUAAGUCUUGAUUGCAACCCUCAUUCAAUUAAUUCUCUCACCUGGGUUAUAGCAAUACUCCACACGGGGCUCCCUGCUGCCACCCUUUCCCCCUGGAGUCUGUCUGCCACACACUGGAAACUGAAAUCAGAUCAUGCUAGUCAGCUCAACUUAUCCACCCUCCAGUGGCUUCCCAUCACCCUGAGAAUAAAAUCUAAACUCUUUUACCUGGCCUAAGAUGGCUCACAUGAUCCUGCCCCCAUUCCCUCUCCAUCCGCAUCUCUCCUACUCUGCCAGGCUCAGUGUGUUCCAGCCGUCCUGGUUUGCUCUGUUGUUCACACACCCCAUUUUUGCUUCCUCUGCCUGGAGUUCUCUUUCUCCAGAUCUUCUCAUAUCUCACACCCCACUUCAUUAAGGGCGCUGCUCAGAUAUCACUGCCUCCACAGGGGGCUUCCGUGACCUCUAGUGAAGGGAGCUUCCCUCUCCUUAUAAUCUCCAUCCUUUUACCUUGCUUUAUCUAUUUUUGCAGCACAUCUUACUUACCUGAAAUAUCUUAUCUACCUACUUGAAUUUUGUCCACUCUUUUCCACUAAAUGUCAGCUCCGUGAGAGUAAGGACAUGUCUAUGUGCCUUCUUAUCACCAGGGCCUAGCACAGUGCUCCACACAUCUUAGAUAUCCAGUAAUUCCAAGUCACUGGAAUUUGCUGAGUCAAUGGGUAGAGAUACGGUCCUUGCUCUAGGCUCUAGUGUCUAGUUGGCAGGGCUUGGGAGGAUUAGGUGGUUAC
Nycticebus coucang (slow loris) is the source of this 1858-nucleotide messenger RNA. RefSeq names its product LHFPL tetraspan subfamily member 7 protein-like. Lineage: Eukaryota; Metazoa; Chordata; Mammalia; Primates; Lorisidae. The transcript has 3 exons. The record is from RefSeq and is a predicted model, not a curated record. Bases 275 to 754 code for a protein of 159 amino acids. Gene Ontology annotation, cellular component: membrane.